GAAAAUGGAUCACUGUUAAUAGAAACGUACGUGGACGCACGAAAAGUAGGACAAUAAAUAAAAUUAUAAAAAUGUGGUUGUGUGAACUCUGGUGUCAAAGUCUCCAUGCUCUCCACUCCAUGCUGUUUGGCAGAUACACAACAUCACAAUUAUUGGAGAAACUAGGAUAUUCUUCCCCUUCCUUAAAUCUCCUCUGUUCUCAUGUACAUCAAUGUGAGUGCAUGGGUAUAUUCACAAUAAGGACGUCCUUUUUCUUAUCCCGUCUGGCAGGUCCAACUUUUCAGCGGAUGGAAGUCAUGGAACACUUGUGGAUGCCUGACCGUAUUCUCGAGUCUUAAAGGUAGAAAACAUUUAUUUAUAUUCUUUUUGACUAUUUGGUGGGAUUGAUUAUAAAUAGAUCAGGCCCAGUUUUGCACCUCACAACUUUUUCUGUGGGUAUAAACAAGAAAAUUCGUAAAAUAUUUUAACUUCGAACACUUUUUUAAAAAGCAAGGUGCAACUAGAAAAUUAUAUGACCAAGAGGGACCUGCCACCACAUUGGCAUCUCCUGGUUGAGUAAAAAGAGAAAAUUAUACAGGAAUGUGUUUUUUUUAUUGGUUUCUGCCAUUUGAACAUCAAAUUAUGGACAUUUGAAGGACGAUCGAUUGAUUGUGCCGUUAAUGAUGUGGAUGAGUCAUCAUAUUGUCUUGUGGGAUUCCCACCGGCCACGUAGACGAAGGCUACUGACAAAUUGUGAUGUCCAAUCGUGAAGUGUUUAAGUUAACUGAGGCAAAAAUCGAUAGGAAAGCCUAGGUUGUUUUAACAAGGUUUUCCAUUUUCCGUAUUACCAUUGUCAUUGAAAAUGGUACCUGGUAGUUUUUUUGUUUGUUUUUUUCGUUUCCACUUCUCCUCCACAAAAGUAUUGAUCAUGAACGUUGCGCAAUAUAUAUAUUUUUUUAAAACGACCUUCACAUUGGAAAUUCCUAACCUUCCCCCUUAAUUUCCGUAGUGUGAUUUUUAUAGUAGCUUACUUCAUUUUCCUUUUCUUUGUCUGAAGGACUUUGUGAAAAGCCCAGAAAUCUGCUGAUGUAUUUGACCAUAGAUAAUGACCAUGAUUCUAGUCGCUUUCACAGUCGUCACCUUUUCUACACUUCAUCGAGUCUCUUGAUCGCAUUUCCAAUAUGGUCUAGAAAAUUAAAAAGGGCAAGGUUAAUCAAAAAAUAAAAUAUAAUCAUGUUUUUUGUACGCUGUGAGCUCAACCUUCCGGAAUUAAGUGAAACGCAAUUAAGACUAUUUUUGUUUGUGGUUUGAACUGAGUUGCCCUUGACCACUACUUCAAAACACCCAUUUAUAUUUUAAAUGCGAUGCCUAGAGUUUGAUUUAAAUAGUAGCAGACCAUGUUGAAUGUUAUUGAUACAGAAGCUUGCGAAGAUUUUUUCAAAGUGUUAACCGGUUCUCGAGAAAUUUACAGUUUUCUUAUUCUUCUUCUUGUUCUCAUUCCAGAAAUAAUUACACUCGUUAGAAACCGGGCAAUUUUCCAGAAAACAGGUCAUUAUUUCUUUGUCUGUUAAAAACAUCUCAAUUUUCUUACGAUAUCAGUUAGAAAAACAAAAGUGGUUCGUCAAUGGAAAGAAGAAUCGAUAUUCAGUGUUUUCUUCUUACGUAAACAGAGUCUGUAAAGACCCGCCUCUAUUUUUUGGCCGGUACACUCUGCUGUCGUUCAACCGCGUUCAACCACGUUCAACCACAACGGUUGCAAAUUUACGUAUCUCUAAUAAUUAUGGUCAAUGCAACAGUCUCUACAGCCCCAUAUGAGUUUGCUAUAAAAGCCCUGGAUUUCUUCACCAACAAACAGUAGCGAUCUACCUCGGUACGUGUGCAGAUAGUCGAUCCGUGUGAAAAUCUACCAACAAACAAAGUCAAAACUCAAGAGUCUAUCACCAAAUUCACCCGAAGAAUGGACAGCGCAGAAUUCCGUCAGCGCGGUCGAGAGAUGGUCGACUACAUCGUCGAGUACAUGGAGACGUUGGGUGAGCGACGUGUGACUCCUUCCGUUGAGCCAGGAUACCUUCGUGAAAUUAUCCCGAAGAAUGCACCCGAAGAGGGUGAAAAGUGGGAGGAGAUCAUGUCGGAUGUGGAGUCUAAAAUUAUGCCCGGCGUUGCACAUUGGCAGCACCCGCGGUUUCACGCUUACUUCCCAUCGGGUAAUUCGUUCCCGUCCAUUCUUGGUGACAUGCUUUCUGACGGCAUCGGGGCCAUUGGUUUCUCCUGGGCCGCCAGCCCCGCUUGCACUGAACUGGAAACGAUCGUUUUAGAUUGGCUAGGGCAAAUGAUCGGCCUUCCGGACGAAUUUUUAUCCUUUUCUGAUAACAGCAAAGGCGGCGGUGUCAUGCAGUCUUCGGCUAGUGAAUGUGUCUUGGUUAGUCUUUUGGCUGCCCGUGCCCAAAAAAUCAAAGAACUCAAAACAUUGCAUCCAUUCGUCGAAGAAGGGGUCCUGCUUUCAAAAUUGGUCGCUUAUUGUUCGAAGGAGGCUCAUUCAUGCGUUGAGAAAGCGGCAAUGAUUGCGUUCACGAAACUUCGUAUUCUUGACCCCGAUGAGAACUUGAGUUUGCGAGGAACUACUUUGGCUCAGGCAAUCGAAGAAGAUCGAGCGCUGGGGUUGAUUCCGUUCUUUGUUUCAGCCACAUUGGGAACCACUUCCUGCGUCUCAUUUGAUAACUUGGCAGAAAUCGGUCCGAUUGCUCAGGAGGCUGGAACAUGGCUUCAUGUCGAUGCAGCCUAUGCUGGUAAUGCGUUCAUCUGCCCUGAAUUCAAAUAUUUAAUGGACGGCAUUGAAUUUGCAAUGUCUUUCAAUACAAAUCCUAACAAAUGGUUGCUAACCAACUUUGACUGCUCUACUAUGUGGGUUCGUGAUCGCUUCAAGUUAACUCAAGCCAUGGUAGUUGAUCCACUUUAUUUGCAACACAGUCAUUCUGGAAAAGCUAUCGAUUAUAGGCACUGGGGUAUUCCUUUGAGUCGCCGCUUCCGCGCACUUAAACUAUGGUUUGUCAUCCGCAAUUACGGUGUAGCAGGAUUGCAAAACUAUAUUCGUGAGCAUUGCCGUCUGGCCAAAUGUUUUGAAUCACUUGUUAAAGACGACGAGCGCUUUGAAGUGUGUAACACUGUCAAGAUGGGAUUAGUGUGUUUUCGUGUGAAGGGUGACAAUGAACUGAAUCAGAAACUUUUGUUAAACAUCAAUGCCUCUGGUAAACUGCACAUGGUCCCGGCUUCCAUCCACGGCCGGUUUAUCAUUCGCUUCUGUGUCUGCGCACAAGAUGCCAAGGAUUCUGACAUUGAAUACGCGUGGAACGUGAUUACUGAUUUUGCGACAGAGUUGCUGAAUGAAGAGGUCAACCUAAGUAAAUCUGUAGUUUCUCUGGAUGGCCUGGAGAGCUGUGAUGAGGAGCUGGUUCAGCAUAUAGAUCAACUGGAAAUUUCAGAGCUGAUGGAUUUAAUGGAAACCGUACAAUUCCCUAUCCAAAAACCUCACAGAAAGCACGGUAGUUGGCUAAAACUACUUGGAACCAGAGUUAGAAAAAUUGUGAAGAAUGGUGAUUCUCAUUGAAUGUAAAUGUCUUUCAUUUUCGUCUGCAACGUGAAAACAAUUCCUAAUUUUUUCUCGCAUUCUUCUCAAAAUCGGUUGAAAAAGAUUAUCGUUACCGGACACAGCGUCAUGAUAUAUCAGGUGAUGGAACAAAUGGAAAUUUGGCAAUUAUUUCAUAUUCACAUAUUUUUGUUUUAAAAUCAUAUGAAAUAAAAUU
Molecule: messenger RNA, 3779 nt
Organism: Daphnia pulicaria
Lineage: Eukaryota; Metazoa; Arthropoda; Branchiopoda; Diplostraca; Daphniidae
Product: tyrosine decarboxylase-like
Exons: 12
Coding region: 1937-3583 (548 amino acids)
Biological process (GO): amino acid metabolic process
Molecular function (GO): pyridoxal phosphate binding; carboxy-lyase activity
Source: RefSeq, a predicted model, not a curated record